AUCAGUUUUGUCGAAAUAAAUUUAGUCUCGCUCAAAGCUUAAAGUAAGCAAGUUUAACUUGAAAUAUUAUAAUUAAUUGUGCCCAGAUUUUAGUGCAGAUAUAAACUGAAAUGAAAUUCUUCGCUGUAAUUUUGGCAAUUUUCGCGUUGAUCGUCUCUACACAGGCGCUCAAGGAUGCUAUUUGUGGUCAACCACCCGAAGCUGAUGGCAAUGGCAUAAUCAAGUGUGCUGCUUUUGUGCCCUCAUGGACCUACGAUGCCAAGGCUAAUAAUUGUUAUAGUUUCGUUUAUGGCGGCUGUGGUGGCAAUGAAAAUCGUUUCGGUACAAAGGAAGUGUGUGAACAAAAAUGCAAGGAAUAGAGUACACUGUGUUGGAUGUUUGAAAGUUUGAAUAAAUAACUCUGGAUAGUGUCAGUCUGUGAUUUCGAAAUAAAUGUCUUUUUUCCCUAAAGGCUGUGGGAUGCAAAUAAGUUAUGAAAUACUUA
Messenger RNA from Rhagoletis zephyria (snowberry fruit fly), 484 nucleotides. RefSeq names its product male accessory gland serine protease inhibitor-like. The record is from RefSeq and is a predicted model, not a curated record. Gene Ontology annotation, molecular function: serine-type endopeptidase inhibitor activity. NCBI's taxonomy places the organism in Eukaryota, Metazoa, Arthropoda, Insecta, Diptera, Tephritidae.